This is a messenger RNA of Vanrija pseudolonga, 1320 nucleotides long. It is a transcript of the gene did2, whose product is annotated as Vacuolar protein-sorting-associated protein 46. The coding region runs from base 44 to 658 and encodes 204 amino acids. The record is from RefSeq and is a predicted model, not a curated record. Gene Ontology annotation, cellular component: ESCRT III complex; multivesicular body. Gene Ontology annotation, biological process: endosome transport via multivesicular body sorting pathway; late endosome to vacuole transport; protein transport. Lineage: Eukaryota; Fungi; Basidiomycota; Tremellomycetes; Trichosporonales; Trichosporonaceae. The transcript has 7 exons.
CGACUCUCACUCCAUCAUCCCCUCUACACAACUCUAACCAAACAUGAGCAACCUUGAGAAGGCUCUCUUCCAGCUCAAGUUCACGGCCAAGACGCUGCAGCGUCAGGCCAAGAAGGCCAACAAGGACGAGACGGCCGAGAAGAACAAGCUCAAGGCGGCACUCCAGAAGGGCAACACGGAAGGCGCACGCAUCUAUGCCCAGAACGCUAUCAGGAAGAAGACCGAGGGCCUCAACCUCCUCCGCCUGGCCUCGCGUAUCGACGCCGUUGCGAGUCGUGUCGAGACAGCCGUCACGAUGAGGACGGUGACGCAGAGCAUGGGCAACGUGGUCAAGGGCAUGGACAAGGCGAUGGAGAGUAUGAACCUCGAGAGGAUAUCCCUCGUCAUGGACAAGUUCGAGUCGCAGUUCAACGACCUCGACGUGCAGACGUCGUACAUGGAGUCGACAAUGUCGGACACGACGGCCCUCACGACACCGCAGGACCAGGUCGACAGCCUGAUCAACCAGGUCGCCGACGAGGCCGGCCUCGAGAUCCAGCACGGGCUCGUCGAGAACCAGGUGCCGACGGCCACGCCAGCCGUGGCCCAGACCGAGGCGCCGGUCGAGGAGGACGCCCGUCUUGCCGAGCGUCUCCGUGCUCUCCGUCCCGCCGUUUAACGCCGCCGCCAGUACCCCGCCUUGGCCUUAAUGUAGACUGGUCAUGCUAUUGUACGCUAUACAGAUGCAACAGAGUAUACCCGCGUAUACGGCGCCUAGACCUGGCGCUUGGCCGAGGCGUCCUUGGUGUCCUUCAUGGACCCGAUCUUGUCGACGCUCGGCGCGCCCCAGACGAGGAGGUUAUCCUUGCCGUGCUCGACCCAGCCGCGGUUCUUGAGCCAGUCGACCUCGGAGAGGCGCUUGGGCGAGAGGUACGACAGGACCGAGGAGGGGGCAGGCGUGGGCGCGGCGGCCUCGAUCUCGGCCACAGCGACGGCAGGCUCGGACGCGAGCGCCUUCUCGCGCGCCUCGUCCUCGAUUGAGCGGAUGGCCGCGCGCUCCGCCUCAGGGGGGAGCAGGUCAACAACGUCGGAAAAGUCGUCCUGCUUGACGGCGGAAAUCGAGUACGCGUACACGCCGACGAUGAAUGCGACGAUCGCGCCGCCGGUCAGCACGUUGCGGAUGAUGUAUGGCCUGCGCGCGCGGCGGAGCGACGCGGACUCGUCAAAGCCGUGCGGGUGGUACGAUGCGUCGGCCUGCGCGCUCGUCGGCGCCUUGUACGGUGUUGGCAUUGUGUGUAGGUUGAGUGUUGUGGGUCGAGGUCGAUGAGAUGCCGAACAAUG